GCGACGUUCGGUGGCGUUGGUGACAGCGGCGAGCAGCUGAUUCAAAAGCUGGGAUACAGUUCCGGUGCCCUGCUCGAUCAUACCGCCAUGUCUAUCCGCUGUAUUGAGAUCCUGCAGCGUCUGUGUGAAGGUACCUCCUCAAAGGAUGCCUCCGGCGGCAUUAUUAGACCACUGCCGCAUCCACGUCGUGCCAUUAGUCACCCCACCGUCCUACCGCACAUCGUUCAGCUCCUACUGACGUUCGAUCCGCCAGUUGUCGAACGCGUCGCCUCCCUGCUGCUCCACGUAAUUGAUCAGAACCCCUGUUUACCGCGAAUCUACCUGACAGGUGUCUUCUACUUCAUCCUCAUGCGACACAUGAUUCAACGUUUAGCAGCCCAUCUGGCAGAUUUCAGCCCGCGACUGAAAAGCAACACCAGAGCCAUCUACCAGUAUAUUGGAAUUCCUACAAUCAACUAUCCUCAGCUGGAGGGUGAACUCUUCUGUAACAAUUACUACCUGCGUCAUUUUUGUGACGUUAGACGGUUCCCCAACUGGCCUGUUAAGGAUCCGAUUGCAUUUUUGCGUGACGUUCUCGGCGCCUGGCGAGCUGAAACAGACAAGAAGCCUUGCAAGCUCUCUUAUCACGAUGCUCUUCGUGAACUGGAACUUGAUCCUGCCAACAUCAAAGAGGAAACGGAAGAGGCCGUCAUUCGUAGGGCCUACUAUCAGCUUUCAAUGAAAUACCAUCCCGAUAAGAAUCCCAAUGGCCAGGUAUUACUACUUGUACCGCACAAGUACGCCGGGUACCCCAUGCUCAUAUCAACUAUUCGUCUGGAAUCUGAAAAUGCAGAUCUCUUUGGCGGAAAGAAACAGGGCGGCGUCUCAGAGGCCUUUGCACGCUGUUCAUCUCUGCUUUCGCGAGAUGAUUCUAUGAACAAUGAGCUCGUCGUUAACGUGUGUUGCCAUGUGACAGCAUUCUUCACGGUAUCCACAAAGUUCCCCGCCUCUCGAGAGUGUAUUCAUGAGAUCCCCCAACUCGUCCGAGAUAUUGUACGCCUGCUCUAUUUCAAGAACCUACCGAGGCUUUGCUCUCAAGCGGCAGCAUGCACUGCUGCUUUCUGCGACGACUACUGGCUGUGCGUAAAUGUUUAUGAAAAUGGAGGUCUCUUCCUUCUUUUGAAUCACGUAUUGGCCUACGACUUUACGCUCGACGAAAGUGGUGUUGAGGCCGACGAGUCAACAAAUAGUCAGCUUAUGCUCAACCAGCUCUCUCUGUUGUGCUUAUGGGCCUUGAGCCGACUUGCGCGGCAACAUGAAGCCAGCUCCACCGGUCCACUGUCAUCUGCAGAGGGCGGCACAGUGGAGUUGGCGCUGAAUCGUCUAGUCACACCGCACAUAACGCGCAAACUCUUGACCUUAGCGGAUUUUUCCCAACCAGUCCCCACUGCCACUCUCGGUCCUCUGCUUUCCGAGGGCGGCUUUCUCGACCCCUCCGCUGAGUCUGGUCAAGCUCUGCGGCGGCUGGCCAAGCUGCUGACAACAAAUUCGGCCACACCCUGCCUCAUCUGGGACAACCAGUGCCGCGCUGAACUUACAGGUCUUGUCGACGAACAAGUGGCCAAGGUUGUUAAAACGGUAUGUCUACUUACAUCCUAUUUCUCUCCCCAUCGCACACACAAGGUUGUUCUUGUGAGGGCACAUCGAAACUUGUUUGCGCGUUUUUUCAAUUGA
Messenger RNA from Dibothriocephalus latus, 1713 nucleotides. Lineage: Eukaryota; Metazoa; Platyhelminthes; Cestoda; Diphyllobothriidea; Diphyllobothriidae. The record is from the annotation of a GenBank genome assembly.